CGCAUCCGCAGCCACAUGAAGAUGGUGAUCGACCAGCUGGACGGAAUUCUCAAAGAGCUCAAGGAUGUGGCCAAGGAACUCCGGGAGGUGGUGGGUCAGAUCGAUAAAUUAACGUCAGACUUUGACUUUGACCUGGAGCAAGAUGACUGGACGGUGGCCACAGCCAGCAGCACGUCAAGCAGUGAGCGGGGUUUGGGAGAAGCCUUCAGGCUGGACUUCCUCAAUUCUGAUAUGCUUUCUGAUAGCUGGGAGUUCUGCAGCUAUCUGGAGGCUGCUGGCGCCUCCGCUCGCAGACCUGGUGAGCAACCAGGCUACUCCCAGAUGAAUGGCGGGCUGCCCAUCCCAAACGGGCCCCGCAUUAUUACUCCAGAUUCAUCCAGCGAAGAGGCCAGCAGCUCCACGCACAGCCACAAGACUUCCCGUACCUCCGGCACAAGGGAGAGGGUCCGCUUCAGUGACAAAAUUCUGUACCACGCAUUGUGCUGUGACGACGAUGAGGAGGAGGAGGAGCAAGAGGAGUUACAGGAUGACAAGAGUGGCUUCACCCCCAAACGUUCUUCCUCUGAGCACUCACUCCUCCAUAACUGUCUGGACCCUUCCUAUGUCUCCUCGCCAGUGAAGGGGAUGACAGGAGCUCACACACUACCCAGGAAAGGUCUCUUAAACCCCGGCUGCCGCAAAAAACUGUUACGAAAUAGCAGCACACAAACUGUCUCUGACAAGAGCACCCAAACUGUACUGCCCUAUAUUCCAACCAAACAGAAAACAAAGGACCACUGAG
Molecule: messenger RNA, 781 nt
Organism: Scomber japonicus (chub mackerel)
Lineage: Eukaryota; Metazoa; Chordata; Actinopteri; Scombriformes; Scombridae
Gene: insyn1
Product: inhibitory synaptic factor 1
Exons: 4
Coding region: 16-780 (254 amino acids)
Biological process (GO): inhibitory postsynaptic potential
Cellular component (GO): postsynaptic density
Source: RefSeq, a predicted model, not a curated record